Molecule: messenger RNA, 911 nt
Organism: Solanum tuberosum (potato)
Lineage: Eukaryota; Viridiplantae; Streptophyta; Magnoliopsida; Solanales; Solanaceae
Product: fatty acyl-CoA reductase 2-like
Exons: 5
Coding region: 1-816 (271 amino acids)
Biological process (GO): suberin biosynthetic process; long-chain fatty-acyl-CoA metabolic process
Cellular component (GO): intracellular membrane-bounded organelle
Molecular function (GO): alcohol-forming very long-chain fatty acyl-CoA reductase (NADP+) activity
Source: RefSeq, a predicted model, not a curated record
AUGAAGGAUUUUGGACUUGAGAGAGCAAAGUUAUAUGGAUGGCAAGAUACAUAUUCAUUUACAAAGGCAAUUGGUGAAAUGAUGAUAAAUAAUAUGAGAGAUGAAAUUCCAAUACUUAUUAUUCGACCCUCUGGAAUAACAAGUAGCUAUAAAGAACCUUUUCCUGGAUGGAUACAAGGAUUCAGGAUAGUCGACCCAUUAGUCUUUUUCUAUCGAAAGGGUGACCUCCCUGGCCUUCUUGCUGAUCCUAAUUGUCUUGUUGAUUUGGUUCCAGUUGAUAUGGUUGUAAAUACAACAAUGGCUGCUAUGGCAAAACAUGGAAAUUUGCAAAAUCCACAACUAAAUGUCUAUCAUGUGGCAUCAUCAUCUAUAAAUCCUGUCUCAUUUUCUCAAAUUUUUGACUAUUCCUAUGAUUUUUUCCAAUUAUUUCCUUUUGUUAAUUCAAAAGGAGAUAAAUAUGAGGUUAAAAAAAUGAGAUUUUUUGACAAAAUAUCAGAUUUUGAAAACUAUAUUUGGGAGGUAUUAUCCAAGCAGCAUGAAGUACAAGAUGGAAAAGAGCUAACAAAGAUUCAAAUACGUUUAAUUAAAAAGAAAGUGGAAUAUUUGAAGAAUUUCAGCAAACUUUAUGAACCCUACUUGUUCUACAAAGGCUGGUUUGACAAUGGCAAUGUACGAAAGCUAAUGGGAGACAUGUCUGAAGAAGAAAAAAGAAGCUUUGAAAUUGAUGUGACAAAAAUUAAUUGGAAAAAUUAUAUUGAAAAUACCCAUAUUCCUGGUGUACAAAAAUAUGUACUAGAAGGAAAAAGGGUAAAUUAAUUCUUAAUAUUGGAACAAUUAAUUAAGAGUAUUAUUUUGUGCUUUGUGUAACAUUUAAUUAUUCAAGAUUAUAUUUCAUUUAUGAUUGUAAUAUU